Messenger RNA from Pochonia chlamydosporia 170, 537 nucleotides. Its product is annotated as GINS complex protein. The record is from RefSeq and is a predicted model, not a curated record. Gene Ontology annotation, biological process: mitotic DNA replication initiation. The coding region runs from base 1 to 537 and encodes 178 amino acids. The transcript has 2 exons. Lineage: Eukaryota; Fungi; Ascomycota; Sordariomycetes; Hypocreales; Clavicipitaceae. Gene Ontology annotation, cellular component: GINS complex.
AUGUCAUACUACGAUGUUGACGCCAUCCUCACAGACGCAGAGAAAGUCCCCUGCCAAUUCGAGCUCGACGUCCCCUACCUAGGCCACCUCGACAACUCCUCCGGCCUCAAGCCCGGCACCCAGCUCUCCCUGCCGCUCUGGCUCGCCGAAAUGCUGGCCCUCGCCUCCGCCGGCGAAGACACAAAGGCCCCUCUCACGCUGAACCUACCACCCUGCCUGUCCGACCAGGUCAUCAACGCGCUGAAGGCGGACCCGCGCGCCGUCGCGCUGCGUGACCAGAGCGCGCACUUCUACGGGAUAGGCGUCCGGAUGCUGGACCUGUUUGACGAGAGGGAGCUGGGCGCCGUUCUGAGGAGAACGUUUGUCGUGAGGGCGGGUGAUGUCGGUUUGCAUGCGAGGAAGGCGGAGGAGGGUGUUGGGGGCCAGGGCGAGGAGUUUCUGAGGGGUCUGGAGGAGUGGGAGAGGAGUCUGUUUAGGAGGGGCCAUGAGGGUGUGAGGGGGGCGAAGGAGUGGACGGAGAGGGUGAAGAGGUUGUGA